AUGGUUUGUGGAAAAAUUGCGGAAGCCAGUAUUUCAGUCGAUCAGUUCAGUUGUUCAAUCUGUCUGGAUCUACUGAAGAAUCCAGUGUCUACAAACUGCUGGAAUCAGGAAGAUCAGAAGAGAAUCUACAGCUGUCCUCAAUGCAGACAAACCUUCAUAACAAGACCUGUUUUAGUUCAAAACACCAUGCUGGCUGAAGUGGUGGAGAAACUGAAGAAUUCAAGACUUCAAUCUUCUCAUUUUUCUACUGAUUGUUACGCUGGAUCUGGAGAUGUGGAGUGUGACGUCUGUACUGAGAGAAAACUGAAAGCAGUCAAGUCUUGUCUAGUGUGUCUGAACUCUUACUGUCAAAAUCAUCUCGACCAGCAUGAGAAUUUCUUUAAAAGUAAAAAACACAAAGUGAUUGAUGCCACUGGACGACUACAAGAAAUGAUCUGCAGAAAACAUGAUAAACAACUGGAGAUCUACUGUCGUACUGAUGAUCAAUGCAUUUGUUAUUUGUGUACGAUGGAUGAAAACAAAAACCACGACAUUGUGACAGCUGUGACAGAGAGAACAGAGAAACAGAUAAAGACACAAAUAAAGUUUCAAGAGAGAAUUCAGGAGAGAGAGAAGGAUCUUCAGGAGUUGAGACAGGUUGUGGACUCUCAUAAGCGCUCUGCACAGACAGCAGUGGAGGACAGUGAGAGGAUCUUUACUCAACUCAUCCGCUCCAUAGAGAGAAGACGCUCUGAGGUGACACAACUGAUCAGAGAUCAGGAAAAGACUGUAGUGAGUCGAGCUGAAGGAGUCUUGAAGCGUCUGGAGCAGGAGAUUGAUGAUCUGAGGAGGAGAGACACUGAACUGAAGCAGUUUUUACACACAGAUGAUCACAUUCAUUUCCUGCAGAGUUUCAAGUGUUUCUCUGUGACUCCUGAAUCUUCAGAUGUUUCCAGCAUUACUGUCAGUUCUCAACUCUCUUUUGAUGAAGUGAGACAAUCUGUUUCUAAUCUAAAAGAAAAACUGGAGGAUUUGUGCAAAGAAGAGAUUGAAAAUAUAAAUGGCAGAGGUACUGUAAAGUAA
Messenger RNA from Triplophysa dalaica, 1062 nucleotides. Its product is annotated as tripartite motif-containing protein 29-like. The record is from RefSeq and is a predicted model, not a curated record. Bases 1 to 1062 code for a protein of 353 amino acids. The transcript is spliced from 5 exons. Gene Ontology annotation, molecular function: zinc ion binding. Lineage: Eukaryota; Metazoa; Chordata; Actinopteri; Cypriniformes; Nemacheilidae.